UAUAAUCCCGCGUUAGUAACGAUACCCGUGAUAAUAAAUUAAUGGAUAAAUAUUUUGGAACAUGAGUUAACAUUGUUACUUGAGUACUCAAAACAUAAAAUAAUUGAUUUAGUUGUUGUAUAUUUUACUCUUUAAUACUUAAAUCUAUGGUAUUUUUAUGAUUUUCGAUUGUGUUUUGAACUUAACCGAUGAGUUAGUUAUAUUUAUCAGCAAUGGUUGGAUUUCCAUCCUUAUGACCAAAUAACCGAAUCUAUACUUUAGCUGUAGGUUUAUUAUACCCUGGAAAGAUGUCGAUUGUCGAGUCGAGGUUAUAGUCGUCAUUGUGGCCUACUCAACAGGAAAUUAAAAAUGAAUACUAACAUACUCUCAGAACUCUGUGAGAUUAUUCACGGUUUAGGAGAAAGAAUGCCACGCAAAGAUACAGUUGAGAUAAUUCAGUCAGUAUUAAUAAAACAAAUGAUUUUGUUGAUUUAUCAAAUUCGAAAAGCUGCAAUAUUACUUAAUCACCAGAAUAUAUCAAUUAAACAUGUACUAUAUGUUUUGAAAAAUCAUAAGGUCACUCUUAUUCGAAUUCUAUCAUACUAUCUGUUAAAUGAUAGUAUCCACCGAAUCACCAGUUUAAGUGAUACUGAUUUAAGUAAGGAAAAAAAGGAAAAACAUAAACCAGAGUUGAUUGAUAAAAAUAUUAUUGAACAUUUUACAAAUUUAGAAAAUGAAUCUAUAAAAACAGAUCCUGCUACUUCUUUGGCUACAAUCGAUUUUACAACAAAAGACUUAUCACCUGACAACACCAAUGUUAAAAGUAUUUUUAAGAUACUUAGAAAUGAAAUUGUGGAUUUGAAAUUAAAAAUAAAUAUUACUGAAGAAGAAGUAAGAAAAUCUAAUGAAACACGCCUGCUUAGAGCUAAUGAUAUAUCAAUUAUACUAACAGCUAAUGGAUAUGAAGGCUUUGAAACAUGCAGAAGAAAAAAUUUUCGUAAAAACAAAACGGGCGAACUCUUAUUGUUACAAGUACAUAAAGCUCUCCCAUGGAAUAUUAAAUACAAUAAUCAAGUUAAAGAUGUUCUUUUGUUCUUAGCUAAAGAAACGAUUCAUUGUCUUAUUGAUCGUGUGUUUGAAAAUAGAAAGUGUACAGACAUUUGUGAUGAAAAUAAUUCAACCAUAAUGAAGAAAAAGAAAUAUGGAUCUAUACUUGUUAAUGAAAUAAGAGCCGUUAUAACACCUACUUGGAAAACUCCUUUAGAAGAAAUCCGUUACCCAUAUGAUGAACAUGAUGUGUUUUUUAAUAAUCAAUUGAUAUUUGAAUUAUAAACAGUAUUAGUAUAAGUAAAUAUAAUUAAAUAUUGAUGUGUAUUCUAUACUAUA
Molecule: messenger RNA, 1365 nt
Organism: Myzus persicae (green peach aphid)
Lineage: Eukaryota; Metazoa; Arthropoda; Insecta; Hemiptera; Aphididae
Exons: 8
Coding region: 349-1311 (320 amino acids)
Biological process (GO): transcription by RNA polymerase II
Molecular function (GO): transcription coactivator activity
Source: RefSeq, a predicted model, not a curated record